This is a messenger RNA of Oldenlandia corymbosa var. corymbosa, 894 nucleotides long. The record is from the annotation of a GenBank genome assembly. Lineage: Eukaryota; Viridiplantae; Streptophyta; Magnoliopsida; Gentianales; Rubiaceae.
AUGAACCUGGAUUCGAUUCUCGAAGAAGAACUCGGGGACGGUGAUCUUGCAUCAGUUGCUUACAUGAAUGGGAUUGAUCGUGAAGGCCGGCCGAUUUGCUACAACAUCUUUGGAGUUCUGGAUGAUGAGGAGCUCUACAAGAAGACAUUUGGAACAGAGGAAAAGAGGACUCAGUUCUUGAGGUGGAGGGUUCAGGUUAUGGAGAAAGGUAUCCAGAAGCUUGAUUUCAAGGCUGGUGGUGUCAAUUCCUUGAUCCAAAUCAAUGAUCUCAAGAAUUCUCCUGGACCAUCUAAGAAGGAAGUUCGGAUUGCUACAAAGAAAGCUGUUUCGCUUCUGCAGGACAACUACCCUGAAUUUGCUGCCAAAAAUAUAUUUAUCAAUGUUCCCUAUUGGUAUUACGCUUUGAAUUCAAUGUUGUCACCAUUUUUAACCCAAAGAACCAAAAGCAAAUUUGUGGUUGCUCAUCCUGCAAAGGUCACAGAGACUUUGCUCAAGUAUAUUCCAAUUCAAGAAAUCCCUGUUCAGUAUGGUGGUCUGAAAAGAGAUGAAGAUUUCGAGUUUUCGACCAUUGAUGAUGAAGUUUCAGAAAUCAUAAUCAAGGCUGGAUCAACGGAAACUGUUGAAAUCCCAACCCCAGAGAUUGGGACUACAUUCAUCUGGGAUGUGGCAGUACUUGGUUGGGAGGUGAACUACAAAGAAGAAUUUGUGCCAACUGAUGAGAAUUCAUACACCAUCAUUGUGCAGAAGGAGAAGAAACUGGCCUCCAAUGCCGGACCAAUUCGCAAGACUUUCAAGAACCAUGAACCUGGGAAAAUCGUCUUGACGAUUCAGAACACUUCGAGCAAGAAAAAGAAGGCGUUUUAUCGGUACAAGUUUAAGAAAUCCAGCCUGUGA